Cynara cardunculus var. scolymus (artichoke) is the source of this 1440-nucleotide messenger RNA. Its product is annotated as kaempferol 3-O-beta-D-galactosyltransferase-like. Gene Ontology annotation, molecular function: UDP-glycosyltransferase activity. Bases 13 to 1428 code for a protein of 471 amino acids. NCBI's taxonomy places the organism in Eukaryota, Viridiplantae, Streptophyta, Magnoliopsida, Asterales, Asteraceae. The record is from RefSeq and is a predicted model, not a curated record. The transcript is spliced from 2 exons.
UUUCUACAAUUAAUGGAGGAUAUCACCACCGGCAACCACAAUAAUGGCGGAUCACGGCCGGAAAGACAUGUUGCAGUUUUUGCAUUCCCUUUCUCCUCACACCCUCCUCUCCUCCUCACCCUAGUCCGUAGACUAGCCUCCGCCUCUCCUACGGUGGUUUUCUCCUUCUUCAACACUCCCGAUUCUAACCGCUCUUUGUUCUCCGAUUUCAGCUGCCACAACAUAAAGCCUUUUGAUAUAUCGGACGGCAUACCGGAGGGUUAUGUUUUUCUCGGGAAGCCUCAAGAGGCUAUCAAUUUGUUUCUGGCGGUGGCGGAGGAGGAGUUGAGGAAGGCUGUUAAGGUGGCCACGGCGGAUAUCGGCCUGAAAGUCAGUUGUCUGGUGGUCGAUGCUUUUUUUUGGUUCUCCGGUGACAUGGCGGAGGAGAUGAACAUUCCUUGGGUGGCGUUUUGGACCGCCGGAGCUUGCUCACUCUCUGCACAUUUUUAUACUGAUCUCAUUAGGUCAAAAAGUUCUGAACUACUCAAAGGUUCAUCAGCAGUGCCUAAUGAGGACGAAAUCGUCGACUUCGUUCCCGGUUUCCCGGGGAUUCGACUAUCCGAUUUACCAAGUGGAGUCUUAUUCGGAAACCUCGAAUCACCAUUCUCAACCACGCUGCAUAAGAUGGGAAGAAACAUUUCCAGAGCCACUGCUGUUCCCAUAAACUCUUUCCAACAACUAGACCCGGAUCUCACCAGAAACCUCACUUCAGAACUCAAUAACUUCCUCAACAUUGGCCCAUUCAAUCUCAUAACAUCUAAACAAAACCCACCAUCCAAAGUUGAUGAAUUUUCUUGCAUUUCUUGGUUAGAGAGUCAAAAGCCAAGAUCAGUGGCCUACAUUUCCUUUGGCACAGUGUGCAGGCCUCUGCCUCACGAGCUAGUCGCAAUUGCUGAGGCACUCGAAGAGACUAAAACCCCGUUUCUUUGGUCAAUAAACAACGAUUCCAAGAAGCAUUUCCUCGAAGGGUUCUUGGAGAGAACAGCCGCGAAUGGAAGUGGGAAAGUCGUGCCAUGGGCACCACAGGUGCAAGUCUUGGAGCAUAUCGCGAUAGGGGUGUUUGUAACACACGGUGGAUGGAACUCGGUGUUGGAGAGUAUUGGAGCUGGCGUCCCGAUGAUAUGUAGGCCAUUUUUCGGGGACCAGCAGAUCAAUACUUGGAUGAUCGAGGAAGUUUGGGGGAUCGGGGUGAGAAUCGAAGGUGGGAGUUUCACGAAACGUGGAACUCGUUCUGCUUUGGAACAAGUCUUAUCGCUGGAUGGAUCGCGGACAAGGAUGAAUGAGAGGAUUGAACCGUUGAAAGAGCUUGCUCAUAUGGCUGUUGAGCCAAAUGGGAGUUCUGAUCAGGACUUUAAGACUUUGGUAGAUGUGGUUACCACGGCCGCAUAAAAAUCUAUUUAU